This is a messenger RNA of Durusdinium trenchii, 387 nucleotides long. The record is from the annotation of a GenBank genome assembly. NCBI's taxonomy places the organism in Eukaryota, Dinophyceae, Suessiales, Symbiodiniaceae.
AUGGACAAGGCGCUCUACGAUGCCACUGUCAAAGAGGUGCGUAAAGGGUUCAUUGAAGGCCCUGUGAGUUUUUGUGAUGUGCUUGAAGCAACUUCCCUGACCAAAAGGUUCCCUGUGCGGCAGAAAAAUAAGAUCAGGCCUAUCGAUGAAUAUCGAGCCUCGAUGGUAAACAGUGCAAUGACCCAGCCGGAAGCUGUGUCCAUCUACACAAUUGACCACAUUUCCGCCAUGGUUAGCUAUUGGUUGAAAGCUCUUCAUGGCCAAGACCAAUCCGUGCAGCUGGUUUCCAAGUGCUGGGAUUUGGCUGACGCGUACAAACAGGUUCCGAUAUCUGAAGAGUCGUUUGAGUAUGGAGCCUUUCUAGUGGUUUACAACCCAGCCACCUAG